AUGAGGAUAGCUUUGAAAACCAAGAAGAAACUUGGGUUUAUAAAUGGUACAUUACCUAUGCCUGAAGAAACCGAUCCUGACUAUGAAGCUUGGGAUCAGAGUAAUACCAACGUGAUGGGUUGGAUUCUCAAUUCCCUGCUCAACUCCAUAGCUGAAGCUGUUAUGGACAACGAGACAGCCCAAGACCUAUGGAAGGAUCUUCAGGAGCGAUAUGGAGAAGCUGAUUCCAUUCGCUUGGCUCAUGUCAAGGGACUGAUUGCCAACUGCAAACAAGGAGAUAACAAUGUAACUGAGUACUACAACAGGCUAGGGGUUUUAUGGACAGAAUAUUUAUCUUUCAAAUCCAUACCAGCUUGUGAAUGCAGUGGCACACUACAUACCAUGUCCUGUGCAACUUAUGCAGCUGUUAAAGAAUCUCAGGAACAGGACCACACUAUUGACUUCAUCAUAGGUUUAAGUGACUCAUUUGAGCUCACCAAGAAUCAGCUAUUACUUAUGGACCCUGCCCCAAGCUUGAAACUAGCCUACAAGCACGCUCUCAAACUCAAGAGACAAAUGGGUAAACAGCCUACCAAAGAAGCAACUGGGGUAGACUCAGUAGCUUUAGCUGCUGUGAAUUCAAACAAGGGGAAGGACCAAAGGUCUGAUUACCCCCGUGGGAACAGAACAAACACAUAUCAGGGAAGCUACCCUGGAAACAGCAACCCAAGGAGCAACAAUGACAGCACCAGCAACAACCAGCAGGGUCUCUUCUGCAACUACUGCAAGAAAACAAACCACAACAUAGCAGACUGCUGGAAACUGAAGAGGAAGAGAGGAGAAAUGCCUGGACAAGCUUAUGCAGCAGCAGCAACCAACAGUAGUGGCACCAGUGAGCAAGCUUCAGACAACCCUAGUGGAGACAAUGAGCACACCUACAAGCCAAGCAACACAACAACCCUGAGGCUCACUACUGAUGACUGCAACAGACUGAUGAUGCUGCUGCAACAGACCAAUGGAAAUCACCAGUCACAACCUGCAAUUCAACCACAAGCACACUCAGUAUCAAGGCACCUGAACCCCAUGCCAAACAAUGCAGGCCCUUCCUUCACAGAAGAGGAUUGGUUUUGCAAGAGAGGUUAA
Messenger RNA from Linum trigynum, 1122 nucleotides. Lineage: Eukaryota; Viridiplantae; Streptophyta; Magnoliopsida; Malpighiales; Linaceae. The record is from the annotation of a GenBank genome assembly.